This is a messenger RNA of Pomacea canaliculata, 5878 nucleotides long. Its product is annotated as tyrosine-protein phosphatase 10D-like. Bases 388 to 3561 code for a protein of 1057 amino acids. The transcript has 25 exons. Gene Ontology annotation, biological process: protein dephosphorylation. Gene Ontology annotation, molecular function: protein tyrosine phosphatase activity; protein binding. The record is from RefSeq and is a predicted model, not a curated record. NCBI's taxonomy places the organism in Eukaryota, Metazoa, Mollusca, Gastropoda, Architaenioglossa, Ampullariidae.
GACGACUGUAGUGAGGCCCUCAGCAUCCUGGUUCAGCGCGAGAUGCUCACCACACUGACACCUAGGUCGCUGUAGAAGUAGUUGUAGUCUUGCAGCCCACCUAAUCAGGAUGGUGUAUGUGCCGGAAGAAGAUAAUGUAGGAGUAGAAUGAAAGAAGGGCUUCGCCAGCAGAUGAGCGAGAGACGAGUCUCCAUGUCCGGGUUUGGAACUGACUGAUGUUGCCAGCGGCGGGAUUUGUGUGAUAAAUGUGCUAAAAGAUACAAUACAACUUGGCGACAACAUUUCAAGAGAGAGAGAGAGUGCGGCUGUUCUUUGCCAUCGGCGACCAGCUGACCGGACAUGACUAACUGAGUUCAACAGGAAGACACAGGGCGGAAAGGGGAAGCCAUGAGGCGGGCACUGUCACUGCUGUGUUUCCUCGUCUGCUUGUAUGGCGGUCUGGCGGACAUCUGUAACCAAAAUGCAUCCAAUUCUGGCGGCGUCCAAGACAGACCAUUUGGUCCAGGCAAAGUGGGGGUCACAUACACGGACAACAGCUGCACGGAAAAUGUCACCUGCACCUUGUGUCCUCAUAACCAGACAGCCACGCCUCUUGAUGCACGUUUUAAUGAAAGUGGAGAAUCAUAUUGCAUAUUUACAAAUUUGCCACAAAAUGUUCACUACACCGUAAAGAUCGCAUGUAAUGGAAUGGAAAUUGCACAGAAGAAACUUGAAUAUUAUUUUAACUCAGAACCUGUAAGAAACAGCCCUAAUGUAAGCACUUGGUCUCGAUCAGCAAGCAUCAUGAUGGAGGCCUUUUGUUUCGCCAUGAAAGUAGACAUCGGGUACAUGAUGGUCAACAUCAGAGGGGACAACAUGGACACGAGCUGUGUGGUGUUCCCGACGUGUGACAAGUGUAAUAACAGUUUAUGUCCUGAGCCUCCGUUAUCGUGUAGACGUCAACCAAGAAUUGAUUUUGAGAAAUGCGAUGAACAGACCAGCUACAUCAACAUCACUUUGCCCCUCGAUAAUCUUCGUCCGUCAACAGACUACACGUUUGACUUGUAUUACAUCUACUGUGACCUCAACACGAAUAUCAUCUCGAACUCUACCAUGAUGGCAACGACUGGCGCUGGUGAUCCAGUGAACGUUACAAACAUAAACGCCACACCCAUCGGACCGAGAAACAUUAAUGUGACCUGGACCUUACCUUCUCCUGACCCCGCGAACUACACCCUGUACAUCACAGACCCUCGGGCCGGAGAGGCGGAAACAGGAUGUGACGUGGACACAACGUGGCCGAUCGUUAUACCCUGGAAUGUGACCACAUACAAGGAGAACUCUAUCCAAGGCCCCCAUGACAUCCCGGUGCCCUACCCCUUCUGGCAAUACCAGGUGGCGGUGGUGAUGUCUACUGAAACAGGCAACUCCACCCCUCAGUGGGUUACAGUCAGAACUCUUCCAGAAAGCCCUGGUGCUGUUUCUCACCUGAAUGUAACGAGACGGGAGACUGUAGAAGGUGAUAUCAAGUGUGGCAAUGCAGCCUGGGAGUCGUACAAUGAUGUCUGUGUGAUGUGGGAGGAAGUCUGUCCACGUGAGCGAGGCGACGACAUCACAACCUACGAAUACAGUCUUAGUAAUGGCGGCACACCUGAGACAAAGAAUGUGAACUGUAAGCCGGGGGAUAACCAAGAGAAGCCCGGGAAGAGCCAAGACAUGACCAGGACCACGUGCAGCUUCCUGCUUCCUGUGGAGACAGGAUCCAACUACAAACUUUGUAUGACAGCGAUAGGACAAACAAACAAGGGUCUUACCAACUGUACCAGUUUUCAAGUCCCACCGAUGAAACCAAACAUCACCAAUAAACAACAGCACCAAGCCCGUGAAAUUCCGACACAAAAGCAUCAGACAAAAUUCACCCUGUCAUUGACAUCAUAUUGCUUCAUGACAUCGGACAUCUUUGGGAAAGUCGUCAACAAUGGAUUCGUGAUUUCCAAAAAAACAUGGACAAAUGAUGUCAAUUUAUAUAAUCUACCGACAUGGUACAACAGAUCCAUGGGCUACUACCAGAUUCGACCAUCUUUUCUCAAAAACCAUCCGACGUCAUGUGGUAGCAAACGAGACUUCACUGUUGGUAAUGAGAACUGUGACCUCCCGGUGGUCAAGCCGUACUGCAAUGGACCCCUUGAUCCUGGUACUACAUAUUCAGUGACUGCCUUUGUGUGUACGAAGGAUGGGUGCGACACAGUGCCUGUUGCCAAGGACAUCACCACACAAGAAGAGCCAGGUGUAUCGCCAUACACUGUUGUUGCUAUCUGCCUCGGUCUUCUGUGUAUUCCACUGCUGGGAUUUCUGUUUUACCUUCUCUUCUGGCGUGACAGAGGCAAGAGGGGUUCUCUGGAUGUGCAGCACGUGAUGCGGGUGGUGUCACGACCUAUACCGCUGUCCAAGCUUGAGCAGGAGGUCACCAAGAAGGAGGCGCACGACUGGCUUUUGUUGAGAGAAGAAUACGAGGAUAUCCAGCAUUGCAGCAAAAAGUCUUCUUGCUCCAACAGCUUUCUUGAGUGUAACAGGGGCAAAAACCGUUUUGCGGACAUCAGUGCCUAUGACCACAGUCGGGUCUCUCUGUCAGUUGAAGACGCCAUCGAGGGAAGCGACUACAUCAACGCCAACUUCAUACCUGGUUUAACCGCGAGUGAUGAGUUCAUCGCCACCCAAGGCCCCCUGCCGGCCACCCGGAAGGACAUGUGGCGCAUGGUGUGGGAGCGCCAGGUACCCAUGAUCAUCAUGCUCACACAGAUCGUCGAGCGGGGCAGGGUCAUGUGUGACCUGUACUGGUCGUCUACACCAGGAGAUGUCAAAGAGUAUGGACAGGUGAUUGUGCGCACCUUGUCUGUGUCCACGACAGAUGACUACACCAUCACCACCUUCUCCCUCAGACAUGACCAGGUCCCUGACGAGGAGCGAGAGCUACUUCACCUGCACUACCUCAAGUGGCCGGACAUGACAGCUGACGUGUCGCUGGACUCCAUGAUCCACUUCCUGUAUGUCGUCAGACACAUGCUUCCGGAGAACUCUCCUGGACCGAUCGUCGUCCACUGCAGUGCCGGCGUGGGUCGCACGGGGACGUACAUUUGUCUGGACUACGUCAUGCAGUUCAUUCAGGAGAGAGCCCUCGACGAAAGGCUGGACAUUUUGAAGUUUGUUCUGCGCAUGCGUGAAAAUCGUUGCCGCAUGGUGCAGACAGAUAACCAGUACAUCUUCAUCCACCAGUGCGCGCGCCACCUGAUGGCGAUGAGGCGCAAGCGGGAGUCUGGGGAGGAUGUGGAGCUGGCGGUGCACGUGGCGCCCUUCAACAGUUCCGCCUCGCUGACCAGAAACGACGAGAAGCCCGGCAAGAGGGCCAGCGACGAGAACGGCAGCGCGUCGGAGGGCGCCGACGCCGACACCGUGGAGGCCGACAUGAACGACGAGGACGUGGCGGAGGACGACAAGCUCAUCAACGUCCCUGACAACGAAGAAAAGUCCGUUGAAGACAUGCCUCUAGCAGCGUCCAGCACUGAACAGUUAUGUUCGGAGUAAGCAGUUGGUAUGUGUUGCCUUUGUACACCUACACGUCGGUGCCUUUGAACUGAGCUGCGCUCACAGUGUGAAUGAAAUAACACACCAUGGUGAUCAUCCACUUGAAGGACAAUGUGUUUCAUGACAUACAUGUGUUUCUUGCCAUCGACUACACGCUAUCUACACAGAUUAUGAAGAGUGGCUCAUCGUCCAAAUCGUGUCGAGUGAUUAAUGUCAUACACCGACAUAUCAUCACUGGCUCUCAAGAGUGGCUGUGCAGAAUCUCCUUUGAGAGAAUGGAGGAUUGUUAUUUAUAGCCGGAGACGCCAAGUUCACAAUAAUUCAAUUUGAUGAUCUUUUAUUUGUAAAUUUGUUUAAUUAAAAGAAAUGCAAUAUUUGUGACUAAGAUCUCAAACACUGACCAUGACAUGCUUUUAUGGGUUGAAAAUUCGCACAGUCUCAUCAAUUCUUAGUUCAAAUUAAUGUAGCGAUAUACCUGCUGUAUGACAGCGAUUCACACAAAAAUGUUAAACUGCCAAAAUAUAUAUAGAAGCACUUGUAUUAUAUGCAACUCCUUAACAAUCGACUUACAUUGAAAAGUAUUUUAUGCUGUAUAUAUUCUGGCACCAUGUCUUCCUGAACAGUGAACACCCAGACCUUAGAGAUAUCAAGAUUUACUGUGCGAUGCAAGAAUUGUACAACCACUAUUUAACAUGUGUUAUAAAGGACAUGUACAAAGGAUUGUUGAAGAUGCUUAAAUGCAGAAAACUUGACAAAUAUCUCAUUUCACUGAGCAGCACAUUUGAGGCUCGUUCUGUCGUUUACUAAUUGUUUGAAAAAGUACAUUGAGAGAGGACUUAAAAGUAUUAACGACAGUAUUAAUGCCCUCGUUAUUAUUAUUAUUUGUAGCAGCAUUGUACAUACAGAAAAUAGUUUAUUGUGUUAGCCUCGCCCAUCUACUGGUUUUAUAUUUGUCUUCACCCGUUUGCUUAGUAAAUAAUGUUUUAUUUUGUUUUCGUCACAUGUCUUUGGAAUCUAUAUCAGAUGUAAAAUGUUUUAAGGAAAAAAAAAUUCGUUUAUAUUUUCUGCUGUUUUCUUUCAGUGUAAUUUUUCAUUGGUUUGAAGUUAGAAAUACAACGAAAAGAAUUUUGAUUUGCAGUGCUUACGAUAACUGUCAGUAUAAUUUUUUCGAAAUCAGUUAGCUACUCAUGUACUUACAUCACUUACACAGCAGCGUGCUAUGUAAUCAAAAUACAACCUGCACAUAAAAUGAGCUGCCUUAUUUUUAAUUUUGUGUAAAGUAUUGUUAGCUAUACUUAGUCUAGAAUAAAACAUCUAUAUUUCUAUCAAAGUUGCUUCAAUAUAGGAUAAUAAUCAUUCUUAAAUAAAGCUAUUUUGUUUAACAAGACUUUAGUGAGGCUCUUUCUCUUUAUAUAUCAUUUUGGGAAAAAACUACUCAAGCAAAAUCCUUUUUACGAAUUAUUAAACAGCAGCUUUAAUGUACAGUGGAUAAAUGACAUCUUUAUUUUUUACUGUUUUGCAAUAGUCAUAUACCCUUUUUAAUGUUUCCUUAAUUAACAGCACAUUACGACAGGAACAAAUAUAAAAACUUAUACUUGUGCAAGAACAAAAAUUCAGUGUUUGGCUGUUUAUUAUUUUAUCCGUUGUUUAUUAAUAUCAAAGCUUUAGCAAUAAGUAAACUUUCAUUAGAACUGAGACAUUUUCUGACACAUGUUCCUAUAGUAAUAUGACAUAAGGUAAUAAUUUUAAUGAAAACAAAAUGUCAAUUUACCAUCUUAGCCUUUUGUAUAUUAAUUGGCCAAAAACUAUGGAAAUAUACAUGUAUCUGAGAUUUUGAAAGGUGUUAAACAUAAUGUAUUCAAAAACAUUCCUCAGGUGUUGCUCAACAUAUCGAGAUAUUUCAAGAUAGCAUUUGCACUGAGAUUUACUAAGCAUUUUACAUUGUUUCAUAUAUUGUUAUGACACUUCUUGCCAUUACAGUUAUUGCAUCACUGAUUGUUACAUAUAACAGUACCAAACCUACUUUUUAAAAAUGUAUAAGCAAAUUAUAUUGCAGUAGCUGCAACAUCAAACUACACAUAUGUUUUUCAAAAAUGAUAAAUGUCCAAUUUUAUAAGAUACUUGUUGUUAAGAAGUCAACAUUUUAUUUUAAAAUGUAAUAAAUAAGUGGCACAAAAUUAUUUAUGAAUUGUGUUGUCCAUGUAUCACUGUCAUUUCUUAAUGACAAAGUUGAUAAAAUUAUUUUUAAACAAGCCUCAGAAAAUCACCUAAUGCAUCUAGAAUAUCUUUAAACCUAUUACAUCAAAGUCUAACUAUC